Molecule: messenger RNA, 1489 nt
Organism: Herpailurus yagouaroundi (jaguarundi)
Lineage: Eukaryota; Metazoa; Chordata; Mammalia; Carnivora; Felidae
Gene: METTL21A
Product: methyltransferase 21A, HSPA lysine
Exons: 4
Coding region: 212-868 (218 amino acids)
Cellular component (GO): protein-containing complex; cytosol
Source: RefSeq, a predicted model, not a curated record
GUCCACCCCGGACCCCGGCUCUGGCUCUCCCCGCCGGCGACUCGGAAUCCGCCAGUGUGUUUCACUUCCAGUCUCGGCGAGGUGGAGCUGCGUCGACCGUGUAUAUCCAGCUGGUGUCAAAAAGCCGGAUAAUCAAACCGUUAACACCCAGUCCAAGUGCUGGUUCGGGUCCUCGGCGCUUUGAGGGAGCAGAGAGCUGGAUGCAGGUGACAUGGCCCUGGUGCCCUACGAGGAGACAGCGGUAAUGGGCUUGCAGAAAUUCCACAAACCUCUUGCCACCUUCUCCUUUGCGAACCACACGAUCCGGAUCCGGCAGGACUGGAGACAGCUGGGAGUCGCCGCGGUGGUUUGGGACGCGGCUGUCAUUCUCUCCGCGUAUCUGGAGAUGGGAGCUGUGGAGCUGAGGGGCCGCCGUGCGGUGGAGCUGGGGGCCGGCACCGGGCUGGUGGGCAUAGUGGCUGCCCUGCUGGGUGCUCAUGUGACUAUCACGGAUCGAAAAGUAGCAUUAGAAUUUCUUAAAUCAAAUGUUCAAGCCAACUUACCUCCCCAUAUCCAACCCAAAGCUGUUGUUAAGGAGCUGACUUGGGGACAAAAUUUGGGGAGUUAUUCACCUGGAGAAUUUGACCUGAUACUUGGAGCUGAUAUCAUAUAUUUAGAAGAAACAUUCACAGAUCUUCUUCAGACUUUGGAACAUCUCUGUAGCAACCGCUCCGUGAUUCUUUUAGCUUGCCGAAUUCGCUAUGAACGGGAUAACGACUUCUUGGCGAUGCUGGAGAGGCAGUUUACUGUGACUAAGGUUCACUACGAUCCUGACAAAGACGUACAUAUUUACAAAGCACAGAAGAGAAACCAGAGGGAGGACUUCUAGUUGGCUGUAAUUUUUAGGAAUGUUGUUAUUGAGCGUGUUGGUGAAGGUCUUAGCCUGGGAAUUGAACCACAUUUGAUGAAAUGGCUCCUGAACAAAAAGUCUAACCAACCAAAGGUUCCCAAGGGACAAAGCACAUGUGCCGUUUGAAAACAAAGUGGCACUUUGUCCCACUGCUGUGACUUCAUAGUCCUAUUUUACUCUGAAAAGUCCAACUAGCAUUAAAGGAAUGUAUGAGAUAUCUGUAUCCCAUACUGCCCCCUCUUGGUAAACAAUUUUCACUGGUGAUAGAAUGAAGGGCUGGUAUAAAAGGGCCUUCAAAGCAGUGAGCUUGUUUCGGUGAGGCUAACCCAUGCAAAUUCUAUUAAAUACAUUCUGAGAUACAUGUUUAGCCCAGUUUUCUAAUUUUCGGAAUAUAAAGCAAGAGGCUUAAUGUAUAUUCCCUGAGCUGUUGAUGCUCUUGAAAUCUUUUGUCUGCCCCAUUUAGGUUUUAAGCAUUACUUUGGGUUACUUGAGAUUAGGAUGUGAGUUCCCUGAGGUCUCAUUUCAUGCUUUUUGGCUUCAUUUCCGAUUUAGGCAUACAAACAAAUGAAGUAAAAGUAAAAGUUGAGUUACGUCUUGAAA